Molecule: messenger RNA, 1389 nt
Organism: Phytophthora infestans T30-4
Lineage: Eukaryota; Oomycota; Peronosporomycetes; Peronosporales; Peronosporaceae
Exons: 1
Coding region: 1-1389 (462 amino acids)
Source: RefSeq, a predicted model, not a curated record
AUGGACACUCUAUUGCCUCCUACACCAGACAAAGAGACGGUGCUACAGCGCUAUGAAAGGCCCCCACGCAUCCGAAAGAAAAUGGGAGUCGUACCGCGCUCGUACAUCCGCCAGCAGGCGUCAUUCUUCACAGACGAGGAAGAGCACGAGCGGAAAGUGGGGAGACCAAAGAAGAAGAAACAGAAGACAGUGGAGCUCACAGGCGGGGAAGAUGAAGAGCAAGCGAAACUCCGAGCUCUCUCCGAGCCUCCACCUAAUGCCGACACGGAGUUUCUGCGUGCUCGUAGUCACGAGGCCUUCAUCGCAGGUCCACCGACCAUUUUUUCGCCUAAAGAACGGAAGGUCGUCAAGGAGUUUGCAGAAGAUUUCUACAUGACGCAUGCACCAAACGAAGAAAUCCCUUUACAAAUGUGGAACAAUAUUCACGUGUGGCAGGGCACAAGGAAGUCGCGGCAACUUCCCAUUGAACGCUCCGGUUUCGCUUGCAAAUUAUGGUACGAUCUCCACGAAUCGCCCAGUUUACGUCUGUGCGCAUGGUCCAAGGCGGAAGAUGCAGCUUUAAGACGUUUGGCAACGGGUGAAGUGGACUCCACACUGGUUAACCAGUGGCACGAGAUCGCCAAACGCAUGCCAAUCCCCGGAAGACCAGCAGCACAUUGUCUCACUAGAUACCAGACUGCGUUAUGCGCCAACAACGCAAAAUCCGGAUUCACGCCCGAAGAAGACCAGAUCUUACGUGAAGCUGUGCCGAUUUUUGGUGAGAAAUGGAACGUGAUUGCAGAUUUAUUAGAUGGCCGAGUGUCGGAGCAGAUUCGUCAUCGUUGGCAGCUCACACUUGCUCCGGGGCUUCGACGUGGCAAGUUCUCGGUGAUUGAGGAUCGACGGAUGCUGCUAGCACUCCGCGCGUACGUUCCAAAGGGCUGUGAGUACAACUUGGAGCAGGUAGCGUGGAGCGAUAUCAGUCACCAUAUCCCGGGGCGGACGCAGCCAGCGAUUCGUGAUCGAUUUCUCAAUUGUCUGAAUCCGGACUUGUCGUUCAGGAAGUUUACGAAACAGGAGGAUCAGAUUAUUCUGUCUAAAGUACAAGAGUGGGGAAUUGAGUCGGCCAGACUGUGGCCUCGUCUUGCUGCUGAGCUCGGCGAUCGCACAGACGCGCAAGUAUGUCGACGCUGGAGACUUUUAGACCCUGAAGCGUAUGAAAAGCGAAGUGAGGCAUUGGAGAAGGCCACUGCACGACAGACUACCUCUGUCUUCCGUCGACGAUCGAUCCACAGACGCGUCCCCAAUAACAACAGCAGGCAUACCUCGCGAAGCUCGUACAACGGCGAAGUCGAACAAGCAGAGCAGAACAAAGCCACUAGACGAGGUCCAAGAGGCCCCGCUAAGUGA